This is a messenger RNA of Melanotaenia boesemani (Boeseman's rainbowfish), 4597 nucleotides long. Its product is annotated as RAC-beta serine/threonine-protein kinase-like. NCBI's taxonomy places the organism in Eukaryota, Metazoa, Chordata, Actinopteri, Atheriniformes, Melanotaeniidae. Bases 314 to 1756 code for a protein of 480 amino acids. Gene Ontology annotation, molecular function: protein serine/threonine kinase activity; ATP binding. The transcript is spliced from 14 exons. The record is from RefSeq and is a predicted model, not a curated record. Gene Ontology annotation, biological process: protein phosphorylation.
CACACAUGAUCUGUGAAGGAGACGCUGUUUACUAACCAGAAACUUUUCUGGGUCACACACGUGAGAACAGAACCGCUGCACGAGGGACGGGCACGGCGGAGGCGCGUGCGAGAGACUCGAGUUCUGGGUCUGUGUUUAUGUUUGAAGUGAAACACGAAGUCUGUUUGUGGUCUGAAACAAUCAAAGCAAACAGACAACCAGGUUCUGUUCAGGUUUAAUAAACAAGACUGAGACCUGAACGGAUUACGGGAGACGCUGCUGUUACCCUCCCUGACUUCCUGUUCCUCACCCUCUCUGAAGCACAUCUCCAGUCAUGAAUGAAGUCAGUAUCAUCAGAGAGGGAUGGCUUCACAAACGAGGUGAAUACAUCAAAACAUGGAGACCUCGGUAUUUUAUCCUAAAGAGUGACGGUUCCUUCAUCGGCUACAAAGAAAAACCCGACCUGAAUGACCAGAUUUCCCCACCGCUCAACAAUUUCUCAGUGGCAGAAUGCCAGCUGAUGAAGACUGAAAGACCCCGACCCAACACAUUUGUCAUCCGUUGCCUACAGUGGACCACGGUCAUUGAACGUACCUUCCAUGUGGAAACUAGUGCAGAAAGAGAAGAGUGGAUGCGUGCCAUCCAGUCUGUGACAAACGGCCUGAAGAUGCGGGAACAGGACGAGGAGGAACCCAUGGAUGUGUUUGGAUCACCGUGUGAGAGCAGCCUGGAGGAGAUGGAGGUGGCCAUGUCCAAGAGCCGCAACAAAGUGACGAUGAGUGAUUUUGAGUAUCUAAAGCUGCUUGGAAAGGGAACCUUUGGGAAGGUGAUUCUGGUCAAAGAGAAGUCUACUGGAGUUCAUUAUGCCAUGAAGAUACUACGAAAAAUGGUCAUAAUAGCUAAGGAUGAGGUGGCCCACACCGUCACAGAGAGCAGAGUUCUGCAGAACACCAGACAUCCUUUCCUCACGACCCUGAAGUACGCCUUUCAAACCCACGAUCGGCUCUGUUUUGUGAUGGAAUACGCCAAUGGUGGCGAGCUUUUCUUCCACCUGUCCCGGGAGCGAGUGUUCACGGAGGAGCGUGCACGUUUCUAUGGAGCAGAGAUUGUGUCAGCGCUGGAGUACCUGCACUCUAGUGACGUGGUCUACCGUGAUCUGAAGCUAGAAAAUCUGAUGUUGGACAAAGAUGGACACAUCAAGAUUACUGACUUUGGUCUGUGUAAGGAGGGCAUAACUCCAGAUGCUACCAUGAAAACCUUCUGUGGGACUCCUGAAUAUUUAGCGCCUGAGGUCCUAGAGGAUAAUGACUAUGGCCGGGCCGUGGACUGGUGGGGUCUGGGUGUAGUCAUGUAUGAGAUGAUGUGUGGCCGCCUGCCUUUCUACAACCAGGACCACGAGCGCUUGUUUGAACUCAUUCUCAUGGAGGAGAUCCGCUUCCCCAGAAACCUGUCGCCCGAGGCCAAGUCCCUGCUGGCGGGUCUGCUGAAGAAAGAUCCUAAACAGAGGUUAGGUGGAGGUCCCAAUGAUGCCAAAGAAGUAACGAGCCACAAAUUUUUCAUUUCCAUCAACUGGCAGGAUGUGGAACAGAGAAAGUUGACUCCGCCCUUCAGACCACAGGUGACAUCAGAGACGGACACACGGUACUUUGAUGAGGAGUUCACAGCGCAGACCAUCACACUCACCCCUCCUGAUAAGUAUAACAGUCUGGACUGUGACGAUCCCGGACAGGAAGCGCAUUUCCCCCAGUUCUCCUAUUCUGCUAGCAUAAGAGAGUGACGACGUCUCUCCCACACACACUUGCUCACAUGCACACCUACACACACAUAAAUACACACACACACACACACACACACACCUUGGCCACAUCCUUUACAGACAUGAAAUAAGGAAAAUCUUUAUCAUUGGUGGGUUUUGCUCCACUGUGGUCCUGGCCUUCUGGUCCUGGUCUCGGUGGUACUUGCCUCUGUGGUCCUGGACUCUCUGGUCCUGGUCUCUGUGGUCCUGGCCUCUCUGGUCCUGGGAGUCAUCACAGUCGGGUCAGCUAGCAGCUGCUUCACACUGGAAACCAAAGGUUUAGACAUGAGCUUCUUCCUGACUGUUGGGUGCAGUGAUGGAGUUAUCUUCAUGGUCAACGUGUCAUUUUCAGCUCUGGCUUGGUUUUGCUGAGUCAUCAGAAGAAGCUCAGUAAGAAGUUAGCGCAGAUUUGUGAUACUAUUUUUCUGUACAUGGAGCUCAACUGAUCCCUUCAUACUGUACAUGCUGUUUAGAAAUGGUUUCCAUUAUUUUCUUAUUGUUUACCUCAUUUCCUCUGCUUCAUUACGUCUUCUUGUUCUUCCUGGAGCCCAGUUUCAGAUUUAAAUCAUUCAUAAAGGUUAAAAGUGAUGUGUGUCUUAUGUUUGACAUUACUCUGAUUAACCAGGGGCCCCAAGGCCGAUGUUGUGCCAUAAAUUGAUUGUCUGCCAGAAACUUUGAUGGCCUUGCAGCUUGUUAACGCUGUGUCGCUCAGUUUCUCUCUGUGGUCUGCAGCUGUUCCUCUCGGUAUAAAACCGACAUAACACGCAAAUGCAAGUGACGGUAUGUCCAUACUAACAAAGAAAGUCUGCUUUUGCAAGCUUUAACAGAUUAAUUACAGCUGCAGAGGUGCUGUACUAGUAGGCCUACCGUAUAAUCAGUUUCUGACAGACGAUCACUUUAUGGCACAACAAGUGAUGGUCUGCCAGAAACUGAUCAUAAGGUACUAGUACCUUAUAGUAGGUAGGUAUACUAGGUAGUAGACCAACUAGUACGAUACUAGUUGGUCAGUAAUGUGUAUGGUAUGAAAGCAGAACACGUUCAUGUAGAGUCUACAUUUUAUUGACAAAUGUACUAUAGCUAAUCAAUUUUUAAAAAAGGUCAUGAUCAGUGGAAAUUAAACUAUUAUAUCAUCAUAAACUAUUUGGACUUUACACACUAAAAAUGAACAAGAAUAAGGAAACACAUGAAGCCUAAACAGUGAAGCAACAUCCCUGAAUAUAGUUUCUGAUUACAGCACCUCUGCAGCUGUAAUUCAUCCUUGUUAUGUCUGUUUUAUACCGAGAGGAACCGCCGCAGACCAGAGAGAAACUGAGCGACGCAGCGUUAACAAGCUGCGCGGCUGUCUGAUCAGUUUCUGGCAGUCAAUUUAUGGCACAACACAGGAUCGGUCUGAUCAAGGUUUCUUCAGAUUCAGCUCAGGAUUUUCAUUAUUAUAAAGCUGAUUCUCUUAUUUGUUUGUAUCACCAUGGCAACUGUUGCUAGCAACCCCACCUACUAUGGAGGCUCAGUUCUGAGACAAAGGCAGAUGAAAGCUGCAUUUUCAUGGAACAUUUUUGAUUCAAUCAAAGGUCCAGUCAGAAUAAAAAUGCAUAUAUAAACGCCCUUAUCUGAUUGGCCUCAAUUAGAAUGUAUUUUCUAUCCAAUCCUUAGGUUACCAGAUCAUCAGGACAAAAGAACCAUAUCUACACUCAUCCUGAUGGGUUCUGUGGUAGAUGUUGUCUCUAUAGUUGAGGAUUAUUGUUUAUCUUGACAGAUGAAAGGAUCUAAAUUUAAAAUUCUUCUGAAUUAGUCCACAUUGCACAUGUCAAAAGCUUUGUGAUUGUAUUCAAUUUUUCAUCAUGUAGACACACAACUGAUCGGAUCACUUUAUCUAUUAUCCAUGUAAACUUGUCAACUGGAGUCUCUGAUCAGAUUGAGAAGAAUAAAUAUUUUUCCCUGUAAAUGUUUCUCAUCUUCCUGAAACACUCAUUUAACAAAACGGUUAAACUGUUAGAAAUCCUCCUGCUUUAAUGACAUGGCAGUAUUUAUCAGAUUAUUUAUUACACGUGUUACAAUUAGUUUGUGUUCAUUCUGUAAAAUCCUUCAGUUUCUUCAGUCGUUUGUUUCUGCUUUACACAAAUGAUAUAUCAGAACAUAGGCGUUUUCUAAAGCUUUCAUCCAGUGUGACUAUCAUAGCGAUAGGCUUCACAGAGCCUCAGAGCACAGGGUGCCCCACUCCAUCCUAUUCACUUUUGUUAAGGUUUUUUCUGAUUUUCUCAACUCAAGGGGUGUUUUUAUCUUGUCAGGAAAAACUAAAUAGACAAUUUAAUAAAAAUCACAUCUGUGUGUUUGACCCUGCUGCCGCUCAUGGUUCGAGAAAUUUUUAUGCUACUUUUUGUCCGUGAAGAGCAGCUGUUUGUUCGAAGGGUGCGCCAAGGCACAAAUGAACCGAAAGCUGAGACUUUGUGUUGGAGUGACUCAUCUGGCAGUGAAUGUUUCUAUCGUCAUGGUUACACAGGUGCUCUGAAACAUGGCUGCCUCCAUGAUGCAUGUUUUACAGCCAGUGUGCAUAUAACUGUGAGCAGUAACUGCAUUGAUAACAUGAAAAUUUCUUCAGAAAUGUCAUAUUUUCAGGAACAUACAAUUGCGGCAUUUCCAAAAUCAUAACACCCGGUUGACGACCAGCUUGGUGAGAUCUCCAGUGUUAGGGUUAGUUAAAGCAGGCAACCAGAAGAUAACCUGCUAAGUUGAACCCUCUUCAUGGUUCAGACCCUUGUUGAUUUCUGCUCAUGUCAGUGAAUGUAAUUCUGAAUGACAGUGAUGCAAUACAUUUUUGUAACCAUG